Molecule: messenger RNA, 2295 nt
Organism: Physella acuta
Lineage: Eukaryota; Metazoa; Mollusca; Gastropoda; Physidae
Product: lachesin-like
Biological process (GO): homophilic cell-cell adhesion; synapse organization
Cellular component (GO): neuronal cell body; axon; plasma membrane
Molecular function (GO): axon guidance receptor activity
Source: RefSeq, a predicted model, not a curated record
ACAGGUACACAAGCUAUCUGGCAUGCGCAAAAAGGUCACUGUACAUGGAGUAGCUGCCUAGACCCACAAGACAUAAGAGCAAGUUGCAUACAUCGCGCCCACCAAAAUGGGCCCUAUACAUUACUUUAUAUUUUUGGUCUGUUUCACAGCAUUAAAAGUAUACGCUGAUGACCCCAAGGUUUCCAUAUCUGAAACUGACCCACCCACCAAUGCCAUCUACAAGAUGAUCGUACAAGAGCAGGACAAGGACGUACAGAUGAGCUGUGUGGUGGAGAACAAACCAGUUGAUGUUGAGGUCCAAUGGACCUACCAAACAUACGGAGCCAAUGCCACACUGAUUCAAAUAGCCACAGGGACCAGGUCUUACGAUGCUUUUCGGUGGGCCCUUGAUAAGCCCACGCCAACUGCCUGGCGUCUUCGUCUCCAGAACGCCCAGGUGACAGAUGAGGGGCUGUACACCUGUAAGGUGCAGGUGGGGCAGAACAACUAUGUUUGGGACCAGAAGGAACUCAAAGUAGUUAAGAAGCCAUUGAUAUCAGAUCUGGAUACCAGCAAUGAUAUGACUAAGAAUGAAGAGGACACGGCCAAGCUGGAGUGCUAUGCCAAUGGUAUCCCUAAACCAAUCAUCAAGUGGAGGAGAAUGGCUGGUGAGCUGUUACCCAACGGUGGAACAGAAUUCCAGGGCAACAUAUUGAGUAUCACCAGGAUUGAGGCUGACCACGCAGGUAUCUACAGGUGUACAGCAGAGAAUUCCGCAGGCAUUGACUACAGGGAGAUCAGGAUAUCUGUUAAUUUCCGUCCUGAAGUUGUUUCCGGCACUCCUGUAGCCAAGCAGGCCAUUGGCUACACAAAGGAGUUGAUCUGUGAUAUCAAGGGCUACCCCCCACCUAGCCCAGAGGGUAUCAGUUGGUCUAAAGAGAACAGGCCUGUUUUGAAUGGUGGCAGAUAUGACAUCCGCAACAUCCCAGGGGCCUCUAACAGAAUCACCAGUAUCCUGGUCAUCAAGAGUGUCCAGCAGUCGGACUACGGUCUGUACGUCUGUAAGGCUGAGAAUGACAAGGGUUCCAGACAAGUUAGCAUGGAAUUACAAGCCUCUAAAGAGCCAACGCCUACCAGAGGUGGAUAUUUCAGUGGUGGGUCCACCUUGUCCCUCAACAUAGCCACAGUCUUGAUGCUGAUCACAGUUGUGUUGUUACAUCAUGUACAGCUGCUAAGAUAAACAUUAUCCUCAUUUGAUUCUUCAUAUUUUUAAAGUUCAGGGCAAAAAUUUUCUGAAUUCUGGCUAGCUUAUUGUUUUGCCAGAUACAACCAGAACCUUUCAGGACUAAACUAAAUUGUUAAAUUUUUCAGAUUAAUUUAUUUAAAAAUGGAUUUUAUUUUAUUAAAACUAGCCUCGCCGUAAAUCUUACCGGGAUUUUCUACAUAUUUUAGAUUUAAAUAUUUUAAAAUCUUAAUGGGAUUUUCUACAUAUAUUUUAGCUCAAUUUUGACACAAUUUAAACACUGUUUACUGAUAGAAAAGAAUCGAUAGCUCUUUCUUUCAUUAUAACUACCUUAUUCUAUACAUUCCAUUUGUACAUAACAUGUUGAUCUGAUAGUAUCAUUUGUACAUUUUUCAUUAAAGUUUCUUUUCUAAAGUUAUGCACAUAUUUUUAAGCCUUAGGACAGUUACCAUUUUGCAGCAAUGAUUUUGUACAUUUUCCUAUAACUUUAUGUAAGUGGCAUAAUGGUUUGUCUUGAUGAAUGCGGUAUAAAUGUUUAAAAAAUAGUCACCCUCAAAUUAAAAGGUUCUGUUUACUUUGUUUUAUAUAGACUAAUAAGAUCUUUUAAUUCUAGGGUGAGGUCAUGUCUACAUAUAUUUAAUAUACACAUCAUAUUUUACUGAAUUAUUGUCCUUUGUUGAUAAUUCAUUCCAAUCCAUUUUUAAAAAAAAACAAAGAAGUUCCUCGUGGUGAAUUUAGUAGAUUUAAUAUAUUAGCCAUGAUUAUAGUAUUGUUGAGAUUAUAAAUGAGUUCAUUCCAGUAUACAACUGUAUAGCCAGAUCAUAUCAUACAUGUUAAGCAAUAGUGGACAGUAAGUGCACUGACCCUUUGGAUGCUGCAGCUAUAGAGGACUGCCAUUUGGGGCAGUGUGUUCAGUACAUGCCAGUUGGAAAGAAUAAAGAAUGAGUUAACCUUUGACCUCACUAGUGGUUCAAUAAGUUUUUACUGUACAUAAAAUCUUGUAAUGGCUGAAUGAUUUAUUUUUACAACCUAAUGAUGUAUACAGUUUUUUAAAUAAAGGUUUACUUAAUUAA